Molecule: messenger RNA, 1528 nt
Organism: Ipomoea nil (Japanese morning glory)
Lineage: Eukaryota; Viridiplantae; Streptophyta; Magnoliopsida; Solanales; Convolvulaceae
Product: probable E3 ubiquitin-protein ligase RHB1A
Exons: 6
Coding region: 430-990 (186 amino acids)
Molecular function (GO): ubiquitin-protein transferase activity
Source: RefSeq, a predicted model, not a curated record
CGGAAUUUUCUCCAAAGAUCCGAUUUUUCUACUUCGGCCUCUAAUCUUUCUACUCUUUCACUUAGACCCCAUCCCCCACCGAAACGCCGAAAGAGUUUGAAAAAUGCGUGACAAGUGAAAACCCUUUUGCCUUCUCUUUCCCCGGUUCCUUCACAAGGUCGACCAUCCUCUCUUCAUCUUCCUUCCAACACCUCUUCAGCUGCCGUAAUCCCUGGGUAAAGCUAUGGUUUUGUUUUAUUGCACAAUUAUCGGCUAACUUCACUGUCUGAUCAUGUACUAAAUGAAUUUCGGUGUGUAACUACCUGCUGGUCUCCGAUUGACCUGAUGUUCUUUGGCAGUGGAAAGUGAUUGCUUUCAUCCAUUGAGAAGAAAAGUGGAUGUCAAAAACCAAGAGAAUUUCAUCUUUCAGCUGAAAGAACGUUAGCCAGGAUGGGAGGUUGCUGUUGUUCUGCAAGAAAGCCCCUGCUCCAUGGAACCCCUGUAUUUUACUAUUGCCCACCAUCUUCAGAGGAGCGUGACUCUUUGACCUCAAAUGACAGUGCUGCUAGUGGAUUCCUGGUUGAUUUGAACCUUGAUACAUCAAGUCCCGACACUUUUCGGCCCCCACCCCUACCCAUUCCCUUUGACAUAGUUUUGGGUUGUCCACAACCAGCAGAUGCUGAACCUACUGAAGAUUCAACGAUCAGUAAUAGUUUUGAUAAAGCUACCUGCCUAGAUGUUAAAGUGUCUGAGUGCAAAGCUGAAUCUGACAUGCCUCUUCCUUCUCCAAGGAAAAAUGAGCUUGAGCAUCUAAAACCGAACCCACUUGCCAUCUCAUUUGUGGAAGAAGAGGAUGUUUGCCCCACUUGCCUUGAAGAGUACAAUGCUGACAACCCAAGAAUCAACACAAAAUGCAACCAUCAUUUCCACCUUUCAUGCAUACUUGAGUGGAUGGAAAGAAGUGACGCAUGCCCUGUAUGCGAUCAGGAAAUGAUAUAUGAACCUCUCUGAUACUUUCAAGACACAAAGGUGCAGUUACUAGUUAGCUUAAACAUGGAACACCAUAUCGCUUUACCCUUCUUCUCAGUUCUCAGUAUAGUAAUAGCAUAUAAAAGGCAGUAAUAGUUUAGUGCUCCGCAUUAGUUGAUCAACCGUCUUGGACAGUUCCUCGCAUGGAGUAAAGCCAGUUAUGUGUUCUCCAUUUCUAGACACCCUGCAAUGCAUUGGCUAGAUAUACAUUCUGGAUUAGUAAGGUUAUGUGAUGAUCAAGCUGUUUAUUUAUUGAAGGAAGCCAACCGUGGCCAGUCCGUUUUAUGCAGAGGCCAAAAGUAAAUUUCUGUUUCCCGCUUUGAUGCUUAGUAAGCACACCUUGGAAAUCCCUCCCUUGUCGUUAUCACCAUCCUGUACAGAUUUAUUUUCUCUUGCUUUUGUAAUUUCAUGCAUUUUUCUGUAAAUAUUCCUGCAUUUCUGUUUAUAUUCUCUUUGGUGGAUGUGGAUUCGGUUGUUGUAUUUGGUCUAUAUCAUAAAUAUGAAAUGUGAUUCAUUCCAA